AUGGACACCUUUGAGAAGCUCUCUGUGAGCGAGCGCAAGAUCGUUGUCGGUAUCGAUUUUGGCACCACAUACUCGGGCGUGGCCUGGGCCGAAACCCAACGCCCCGACCGGCGAACUGCCAUCACCACGUGGCCCAUCAGCAAGACGGUUCGCGAGGGCGAAUCCUCCGACAAGGUGCCUACCAAGCUCAGAUACGCCGACGGUGAGGUUCAGUGGGGGUUUUCCAUCCCCGUCACUGCGCCUCAGGACCAAGUCAUCGAGUGGUUCAAGCUUGACCUCGAUGCUUCUUUUCAGGGCAUGAGCCCAGCCGUCUCCUCCGAGCGCAAAGCCGUGGACAAGUUGGUCACCGACUACAUCUCGGCACUCGGCGACCAUCUGCACUACACCUUGCGGGAGAAGCUGGGUGAGCAAGUGGUCAAGACGACCCCUCUCGAGUUCGUCGUCACCGUCCCCGCCAUCUGGUCCGACCUCGCCAAGGACAAGACGAGGCAGGCCUGCCAGAAGGCGGCGGGUCUCACCGCAGGGACGAACGCCCCCAUCCACCUCGUCUCCGAGCCCGAGGCCGCCGCCAUCUACGCGCUGCACGGCCUCGACCCUCACGGCCUCAAGGUCGGCGAUACCGUCGUCGUCGUGGACGCGGGAGGCGGCACUGUCGACUUGAUCUCCUACACCAUCACGAGUCUGAAGCCCAUCCUCGAGGUCCAAGAGGCCGCUCCGGGAUCCGGUGCCUUGUGCGGCUCGACUUUCCUCAACAUGCGCUUCGCCAAGUUCCUCAAGGCAAAGCUCGGCAAGGAGGACGGGUUCGACGACGACAUCAUGGCAGAGGCCAUGGAGCAGUUUGAGAAGAAGAUCAAGCGGCAGUUCACACUCGGCGCCGCCCCCGAAGAAACCUACACCAUCCCGGUCGGAGGUCUGGCCAACAACAAGGAGCUCGGAAUCAGCCGCGGUCGGUUCGCCCUCAAGGCGUCUGAUCUCCAGACCAUUUUCGAGCCCGUCGUGCUGGAGUGCAUCAAGCUCGUCAAGGACCAGAUCACGGCCAGCAACACCCCGAUCCGGGCCGUCCUCCUGGUGGGCGGGUUCGGCGCCUCCCACUACCUCAAGGAGCGUCUGCGCAACGCCAUUGACAAGAACAUCCAGAUCAUGCAGCCGCCCAACGCGUGGCAGGCCGUCGUGCAGGGGGCCGUCAUGAAGGGCCUGGCGCAGGUGUCGCCCGACCGCCUUACGCAGGUCCGGGUCCAGAACCGUAAGGCGCGCAAGCACUACGGGACCGAGUGGCGCACCAAGUACGACGUCAAGGCCCACAAGCACCUGGAGCAGAGGCGGCACUGGUGCGGCCUGGACGGCUGCUACAAGGUGUACACGAUGGAGUGGUUCAUCCAGCGCGGCGACAACGUGUCGGAGAACGAGCCCUUCUACACGUCCUUUGUGUGGACGGGCCUGGUGAGCCAGGGCCGCAUCAAGAAGAUCAAGAUGGACGUCUACGCCGACCGCAACGCGAGGGCCGCCCCCGUGGCCCGCGACGACAACGUCUCCAUGCUCGUCCACAUCGAGGCCGAUGUCAGCCACAUCCCGGAGCACAUGUUGGCCCGUCGGAAGGGUCUUGAUGGGCAAUGGUACUACGAGCUGAGCUGCAAGAUCGAGGCCGUCUACCUGUCUGCAUCGACUACCUACACGUUGCUCUACAACAACACCCACGCUCUCUCUGCGUUUCACGAUCUUCUCUUCUUCACCAACGACUUGCCCCAGUACUCAGCAACGAGAAACACUCGGGCAAGCAAGCACUGCAAUAUCCAGAGACUUUUCUGCGCUGUUGAAGCGAGCGGAGACCCCCGCGACCAUCCCGACGAUGCCGAGCACACCGUCGCCGGCUGGCUCACUGUGGCCGGGUCGUUCCUCGUCUACUUCGUGUCCUUCGGGUACAUGAACAGCUUCGGGUUCUUCCAGGACCACUAUCUCGAGCACGGCCUUGCCGGGUACCCGUCGUCCGUCAUCGCCGUCAUCGGGUCGCUCCAGCUCGGCCUCAUGUAUAUCCUGAACCCGGUCGCCGGCGGUCUCGCGGACGCCUACGGCCCCGCGAAGCUCUACUCGGUGGCCGCACUCGGCGCGGUGCUUUCGUACGUCGGCGUCUCGUUCGCGCAGGACGGGCAGAUAUGGCAGUUCAUCCUGAGUCAGGGCGUCUUGUUCGGAGCAACGGCCGUCUUCGGCACGUGCGCCGCCGUGCCGAUCGCCAGCCAGCACUUCUCCCGGCGCCGCGCUCUCGCCAUCGGCAUCGUCGCCAGCGGAAGCAGCGCCGGCGGCGUCUGUCUGCCCAUCAUGUUCUCCCAUCUCGUGCCGCGGCUCGGCUUCGGCUGGACGCUGCGGAUCGCCGCGCUCAUCAGCCUGGGCUGCUACGCGGUCGCCAUGCUCAUCUCCACGCCUAAGCAUCCCCGCAAACCCGUCGAGUCAGUCUGGUCCGUCGCGGACUUUAGCGGCUUCCGGGACCGGCGCUAUGUUACCCUUGCUCUCGCCAACGUGGUCGGCAACUUUGGUCUCUACAUUCCGUUCUACUAUCUAGAGUCUUACAUUGCGGCUCGCCACCCCGAGGCCGCGGUCGGGAACUACUUGCUUCCUCUCAUCAACGGGUCGAGCUUCUUCGGCCGAGUCAUCGGCGGUUUCGUUGCUGACCACGCCGGCGGCCUGAAUCUCCUCUACCCUCUGACGGCCGGUUCGGGGAUUCUCUGUCUCACGAUGUGGCUCCUGGCCAGCAGCGUCGACAUGAUCAUCGCGUUUGCCUGCUUAUAUGGCUUCUGCUCCGGCAUCUUCAUCAGCGUCACGCCGUCCGUGGUCGUCCAGCUCUCGCCCCCGGACAAAGUCGGCGCUCGGCUGGGCGCCUUUUCCAUCUGGAGCGCUGUCGGGGUGUUCACAGGCACCCCCAUCGGCGGAGCGUUCAUCCGCCAGGGCACGCUGCGCGAGUACCAACACCUGAUCGUCUUUACUGGCGUCUGUCUCACAGCGGCUGCAGUCUUGCAGUUUGUCGCGCGGUUGCUAUGCGGGAGAGACUUGCGUAAGAAGUGGUAG
Molecule: messenger RNA, 3057 nt
Organism: Colletotrichum destructivum
Lineage: Eukaryota; Fungi; Ascomycota; Sordariomycetes; Glomerellales; Glomerellaceae
Product: Putative Heat shock protein 70 family
Exons: 9
Coding region: 1-3057 (1018 amino acids)
Biological process (GO): transmembrane transport
Molecular function (GO): transmembrane transporter activity; ATP-dependent protein folding chaperone; ATP binding
Source: RefSeq, a predicted model, not a curated record